Molecule: messenger RNA, 3687 nt
Organism: Odobenus rosmarus divergens (Pacific walrus)
Lineage: Eukaryota; Metazoa; Chordata; Mammalia; Carnivora; Odobenidae
Gene: POLRMT
Product: polymerase (RNA) mitochondrial (DNA directed)
Exons: 20
Coding region: 1-3687 (1228 amino acids)
Biological process (GO): mitochondrial transcription
Cellular component (GO): mitochondrial DNA-directed RNA polymerase complex
Molecular function (GO): mitochondrial promoter sequence-specific DNA binding; protein binding; DNA-directed RNA polymerase activity
Source: RefSeq, a predicted model, not a curated record
AUGUCGGCGCUGCGCUGGGGCCAUGGCGCGUCCGGUCUCCGGAGGGCCCUGUGGCCGGCGGGUCGGCCCGGCCCCCUGGCGGAGGAAGGGGCUCUCAGUGGCGUCUGGGGCCGCAGGAGGAGCUCCUCUGCCAACCCCUGUGAGCAAGACCGCCGGAAGGACUGGGGCCACGCGGAGCUGCUGGAGGUGCUUGAGGCGCGGGUGCGGCAGCUGCAGGCCGAGUGUGUGUCAGAGGUAACGGUGAAGAGGGUCGGCAUGGCUCGACGACUCCCAGCAUCUGGCAGCUUCCAGCCACCCGGGAAGGCCCAGAUGGGGCCCGAGGACACUGCUGCGGAGCUCAGUGGCCGCUGGGCCCAGAAACUGGACAAGGAGAAGUUUGCGAUGCAGAAGCGCAAGCAGCGGCUGGAGGUGAAGCUGCAGGUGCGAGCCCAGCAGCUGGCUUGUGAGCACAGGCUGCGGGUGGUACCCCGCCUGCUGGACGCCCAGCUGGCCAGCUGCCUGCCGCACUGGGAGCACGGGGCCCCCCGGAGCCACUGGGAAGAGCGGCUGACGCGGCUGCUGCAGGAGGCCCCGCGGAAGCUGAGCCAUGAGGCCGAGCAGGCCCCCAAGGCUGAGAGCGCCUCUGUGCGGCGGGAGAUCCAGCAGCAGAGGCUCCUGGCCUUCUUGGAGUGCUGCCUGCUCACGGGCCACCUGCCUCUCGCCCACCACGUGCUGGUCACCUUCCACAGCCGGUCCCGGCAGCAGCGGCGGCUCACACUAGCCAUGUACAACACCGUCAUGCUCGGCUGGGCUCGCAAGGGCUCCUUCAAAGAGCUGGUUUACGUGUUCUUCAUGGUGAAAGAUGCUGGCCUCACCCCAGACCUGUUAUCCUAUGCGGCCGCCCUGCAGUGCAUGGGACGGCUGGACCAGGACACCAACACCAUCCAGAGGUGUCUGGACCAGAUGGCCCGGGACGGGCUGAAGCUGCAGGGGCUGUUUACCAGCAUGCCACUGUGCCAGGAGGAGCAGGACAUGGUCCUGAGGGCUGUGCACAAGGCCCAGCCCACCUUCAGCCUGCCGCCGCCACCGCGGCCCCCACCCCAGGUCAACACCUCACCGCUGCUCAGGGAGAUCUACGCCAAGAGCGGCCCCGUGUCGUACCCGAAGCUGCACCUGCCCCUGCAGAAGCUACAGAGCCUCUUCCAGCAGCAGCUGGGCGUGGAGAUGGCCACCACCGUGGCCGUGGAAUCUGUGGAGAAGGCCCGGGUGCUGACCAAGGAGGUCCUGCAGGCGCGGAACACCCUGAAGCAGCUGCGUGCCGAGUGGGUGCAGGCGCUGAGCUUGGGGCUGCAGGAGCUGAAGGCCAGCGAGGCCCGCGCCGCCCGUGCCGGCCGCUCCACCAUCUUCCCGUACCUGUGUGUGCUCACCGAGGAGGAGCUCGCCGAGCUGCUGCUGCAGACCCUGCAGGUGCUGCCCCCGCAGGGAGAGUCGCUGCUCUCCCUGGCACAGCAGCUGGGCCUGCGCGUCUUCAACCGGCACACGGUGCACAGGAAGCAGCUGAGCAGCCAGGUGCAGGCGCUCCAGCAGCGUUACCACCAAUACCUGCACCUGCUGGCCUCCGACACCCAGGUGGAGACGCCCCACCUGCCACGGCAGUACUGGGAGGCGCUGGGGGCGCCUGAGGCCCCCCACGAGCAGCCCUGGCCCUUGCCCGUGCUGGUGCAGCUGGGCAAGAAGCUUGCCGAGUUGCUGGUGGAGGCCGUGCGGAUGCCUGGCAGCGUGGCCGCCCCGCAGGGCCCCUGCACGCUCAUCCCCGUGCUCUACCACGUGUACUCCUUCCGCAGCUUCCGCCAGAUCGGGAUCCUGAAGCCGCACCCUGCCUUCACGGAGCUUCUGGCGACGGCCGCAGAGCGCACGCUGACCUUUGAAGCGGCCGAGGUGCCCAUGCUGUGCCCGCCGCUCCCCUGGACGUCGCCGCACACGGGUGCCUUCCUGCUGAGCCCCACCAAGCUCAUGCGCUCGCUGGAGGGCACCAUGCAGCACCAGCGCCUGCUGGACAGCUGCCCACCCACCGAGCUGCACGGUGCCCUGGACGCCCUCACACAGCUGGGCAAUUGCGCCUGGCGGGUCAAUGGGCGCGUGCUGGACCUGGUCCUGGAGCUCUUCACCGCCAAGGGCUGCCCGCGUCUGGGUGUGCCGGCCCCGCCCUCCGAGGCACCCCGGCCGCCCGAGGGCCGCCUGCCGCCCAGCGCCUCACCCACCCACAAGGCCAAGGUGCGGCGGGAGCUGGCCCGCUGCCUGAAGGUGGCGCGGGAGAUGCACAGUCUGCGCUCGGACGCCCUGUACCGCCUCUCGCUGGCCCAGCACCUCCGGCACCGUGUCUUCUGGCUGCCUCACAACAUGGAUUUCCGUGGGCGCACCUACCCCUGCCCGCCCCACUUCAACCACCUGGGCAGCGACCUGGCGCGUGCCCUGCUGGAGUUUGCCCAGGGCCGUCCGCUUGGCCGCCACGGCCUUGACUGGCUCAAGAUCCACCUGGUCAACCUCACUGGGCUCAGGAAACACGAGCCGCUGCAGGCACGCCUGGUCUUCGCCAAUGAGAUGAUGGAGGACAUCCUGGAUUCUGCCGACCGGCCCAUGACGGGCCGGAAGUGGUGGAUGGAGGUGGAUGAGCCCUGGCAGGCCCUGGCUUGCUGCAUGGAGAUUGCUCGGGCCGUGCGCUCCCCCGACCCUGCGGCUUACGUCUCUCACUUUCCAGUUCACCAGGACGGCUCCUGUAACGGCCUGCAGCACUAUGCCGCCCUGGGCCGGGACAGUGUGGGGGCCGCCUCUGUCAACCUGCUGCCCUCUGACCUGCCACAGGAUGUAUACAGUGGGGUGGCUGCGCAGGUGGAGGUGUUCCGCAGGCAGGACGCCGAACGGGGCGUGCGGGUAGCCCAGGUGCUCGAGGGCUUCGUCAGCCGCAAGGUGGUCAAGCAGACGGUGAUGACUGUGGUGUAUGGGGUCACCCGCUACGGGGGCCGCCUGCAGAUCGAGAAGCGCCUGCGGGAGCUCAGCAACUUCCCCCAGGAGUUCGUGUGGGAGGCCUCUCACUACCUGGUGCGCCAGGUGUUCAACAGCCUCCAGGAGAUGUUCUCGGGCACUCGGGCCAUCCAGCACUGGCUGACGGAGAGCGCCCGGCUCAUCGCCCACACGGGCUCGGCCGUGGAAUGGGUCACACCCCUGGGCAUCCCCAUCAUCCAGCCCUACCACCAGGACUCCAAGGUGUUGAUCAGCGGUGGGAUCCAGAGCCUCACCUUCAGCCAGAGUGGGGACACCAGCCAGAAGCCUAACACACUGAAGCAGAAGAAUGGCUUCCCCCCCAACUUCAUCCACUCGCUGGACUCUUCGCAUAUGAUGCUCACAGCUCUGCACUGCUACAGGUGGGCCGGGCACAGUCCACCCAGCUCUGUUCGUCAUCUCUUGCAUGCAGGCCCUGUUCAGGGUGUUGGGGAUGUGUGCCGGGAGCAGUUUGUCCGCCUGCAUAGCCAGCCCAUCCUGCACAACCUGUCCAGGUUCCUGGUGAAGCGAUUCUGUUCCGGCACCAGGUCCCCCAAGCACUCCAAGAACGCAUGGAUUGGCAAGCUGCAGGACACGCUGAAGUCCGUGCCGAAGACAGGGGCCUUCGACCUGGAGCAGGUGAAGCACUCCACUUACUUCUUCAGCUGA